Apodemus sylvaticus (European woodmouse) is the source of this 414-nucleotide messenger RNA. RefSeq names its product cystatin-9-like. The transcript is spliced from 3 exons. Gene Ontology annotation, biological process: antimicrobial humoral response. NCBI's taxonomy places the organism in Eukaryota, Metazoa, Chordata, Mammalia, Rodentia, Muridae. The coding region runs from base 1 to 414 and encodes 137 amino acids. The record is from RefSeq and is a predicted model, not a curated record. Gene Ontology annotation, molecular function: cysteine-type endopeptidase inhibitor activity.
AUGUCCUGGCCACUGGGAAAGAGAGCUCUGCCUCAAGCCAUGCUGCUACUUCUGCUGAACUUCCAGGUUCUCAUCACUCCUGUCUCGAAGGCCAACAAAGAAACAGAGACAUCUAUUAAUUUCAUUCCCACGGUGGAAUUUGCCGUGAACACAUUCAACGAGAAAAGUCAGGAUGAAUACGCCUACAGGUUGGAGCAUAUCAUGAGUUCCUGGAGAGAGACGGUAAAUUUUCCAACCGUGUUUUCCAUGAGGCUUCAGCUGCGUAGAACCAUAUGCAAGAAAUUUGAGGAGAGUCUCGACAUUUGCCCCUUUCAGGAGAGCCAUAAUCUGAAUAAUACCUUCAUCUGCCUGUUCACUGUUGGUACCUACCCCUGGAAAACAGAAUUCAAGCUCUUCAAGAAUGUGUGCUCAUAG